Drosophila bipectinata is the source of this 1397-nucleotide messenger RNA. RefSeq names its product zinc finger protein 586. Lineage: Eukaryota; Metazoa; Arthropoda; Insecta; Diptera; Drosophilidae. Gene Ontology annotation, molecular function: RNA polymerase II cis-regulatory region sequence-specific DNA binding; DNA-binding transcription factor activity, RNA polymerase II-specific. The record is from RefSeq and is a predicted model, not a curated record. Gene Ontology annotation, biological process: regulation of DNA-templated transcription.
GUUUCACGGUGAAUGGAUGCCACAGCUGAUUUAAUGAAGAAGAAACGUUGCAGUUGCAAGUUGCAGUAACUUGUUCUCCUCACAAAAAAUGAAUAGGUGCCCGCGAUGCAGCUGCGAGGCCACUGGAGAGAAUCGUUUGGUAACCGAAAGCUGCGGCCACCUUAAAUGCCGGCUCUGUCUGGUUGCGGAUGUGUCGGAUUGCCUGGAGUGCAAAGUGGCCAAGCAGAAGUCAGCUCCAGAACAGGCGGAUGCGACGCAAAGAACGUCCUUGGACCAGAAGAUCCUAGUCACUGAUCAUGGUUAUCAUUGCACGGUGUGUAAGAAAGACUUCCGAAGUCGAACUCACCAAUAUUACCACUUAUCCUGUGGCGAUGAUCUUCUCAAGAAGUUUAGCUGCAAAGAGUGCAGUCGGCGCUUCGCCACCCGUUCACACUUAAAGUACCACAUGAACAACCAUGAGCAGUCAUCGAAACACAGUUGUCAUAUUUGCGGGAUGAAAUUCCAGCAACUCGUUGUCUUGCAACGCCACUUGCGCACCCACAACCAGGAGCGCUACGAGUGCCAGCAGUGCCUGAAGGUGUUUCGCAGUGAGAGCUCUCUGAAAUCUCACUUGGUAACGCACAGCGAUCUUGGAUUGCCCUUCAAGUGCGAUGUCUGCUCGAAAUCCUUCCAAACCAAGGCCAACUUGAAGCAGCAUUCAAGGAAGCACGACCAAAAAAGUACCCGUCACAAGUGCAAAGAUUGCCAGAAGUCGUUCCUCCGCAAGACCACACUUCGUUUGCAUAUGAAACGACACUUGGCGCGCGAGCGUCAAUCCUGUCCGCUAUGCGACAAGAGCUACAAUGAUACGGAUGCCCUGGCGAGGCAUGUAAAACAGCAUAAGACUGGCGAAAGGUAUCGAUGCAAACAGUGCGACAUAACAGUGAGUCGGAAGGACAACAUGCUCCGCCACCUUCGCUCGAUGCACCCCGGCACCACUUUUGAAAGCAAUGUGGAAAUAUUAACUAAUAAUGCCGUUGCGGAGGAAAUCACACUACCUGCCCAAAACCUUAGAUACAAUAGCGUGAUUAAGAGCGUGGGAAAUGUUGAGCCCGUGGCGGUUCAUCUUCCCCAACCUAUGACCCUGGAACAGAAUAUCCCUGCGCAAACUCCCUUGCCACUGCCAGAUACCAUGCCUAAAGAGAAUGUGCAGCUGUAUCGUAAAAUAAUCCUGGAUUUGGAUAACGAGGAGUAUUCAAACGAGCUGAGCUUGGACGAAUCGGACGCUGCACAAAAUGUGCAAGAUUCGCCAUUGCACCACCGACAGCCCAGGGAUGCUAAUUUUAGUGAAAUGCACUGGCGAAAGAAUUUCAAAUGCUUUUACGAAAAUGAGCACACCAACUGAUAAACUGGUUAUG